Messenger RNA from Durio zibethinus, 1484 nucleotides. NCBI's taxonomy places the organism in Eukaryota, Viridiplantae, Streptophyta, Magnoliopsida, Malvales, Malvaceae. The record is from RefSeq and is a predicted model, not a curated record.
AGGAUGUGUGGGACAUGAUACGUGUUCAACUUCCAUAUCUCGAAUAUGUCUGGUCCUCUUUCAACUGCCAGUUUGUCCAGAAAGAUUAGAUUAGAGGCGGUGUGUCGCCACUCCAUCCCCUCAAAACAGUCAAAACUCCUCCAAACAUGGCCUUAGCUCAAGUAUCUGCUUCUCUUUCUCUUUCCAUUCACGAUGUCUGUUCUAUCAGCUCAUCAAGAACCCAUAAAAUUUCUCGUUUACCCGUUUCGAGUAUUUCACGAAGCGGCUCCACUUUUGCCACUGGUUCCCCUCUCUUGAUAAGGAGAACAUCUCACCAGAGGAAGCCUGCAUGUAAAGCAACAUCAAUUUCCAUUAAAUGUGAGCAAAGCACCCAGGAGGGCAACAGUUUGGAUGUAUGGCUAGGCAGACUUGCAAUGGUUGGCUUUGCGGUGGCUAUUACUGUUGAAAUUUCGACUGGGAAGGGACUUUUGGAGAAUUUUGGCCUCACAACCCCCUUGCCUACUGUAGCCUUGGCUGUAACAGCGUUGGUUGGUGUUUUGACUGCUAUUUUCAUCUUUCAGUCCGCCUCUAAAAUGCCAGCACCUGUUAAUGGUAUUGACUUGCAACGCAAGGGAACUCUUUUGCUGUCUCUUUGUCCCUUCCUAGGUUAUUCUGGUUUUUUGGGAUGUGAACUAAUUUUGGAAAUGGGGGCAACAGUAUCUCGAUUUUCCAAGAGGUUCGGUUUCCUUCCUCAGUGUAGAUUAAGGAUUCUCAUGGUGGGUCUUGAUGCUUCUGGGAAAACAACCAUUCUUUACAAGCUAAAGCUGGGAGUUCUGCUUAAAACCAAGCCAACAAUUGGUUUUAACGUAGAGACCAUAGAGUACAAAAACAUAUGCUUCGAUAUAUGGGAUGCAGGAGGACAAAGCAAGAUUCGGGCAUUGUGGAAACAUUACUUCCUGAACGCCCAGGGUAUAAUCUUUGUGGUGGACAGCAGUGAUAGAGAAAGAAUCUCGGAAGCCCGGAAUGAGCUACAUCGGAUUUUAAUUGAUAAUGAACUAGCCAAUGCAGCACUAUUACUCUUUGCCAAUAAGCAAGACCUGUCAAAUGCCAUGACUUUAUCUGAGGUAGCUGAUAAACUUGGGUUGCAUUGUCUUGGUGAGCGGCCGUGGUACAUCGUAGGUACUUCUGCACACUCUGGUUGUGGACUCUAUGAAGGUCUCAACUGGCUAUCCGACAAUAUCUCUAACAAGGCAGAAACAUUCUCAUACAACCACAUUCCUCAUCUUUUCUUCCAUAGAAAUCACCAAAAAGAAAUUGAUUCGACACUCAUUGAAAUGGAAAAAGCGUAGUAAAACUUCGAAAUCUGGCAUGAUUUUGUUUGAGGUUGCAAUUUUAAAAGACUCGGCUUUUCCUCUAGCAGAGGCACCUGCAGAUAGAAUCAUUCACAUCACAUUAUCACAGUCAGCAUCUGUGUAUUUCCAAGUUGAGUUUUUUUUUUUUUUUUU